Vespa crabro (European hornet) is the source of this 4442-nucleotide messenger RNA. RefSeq names its product L-asparaginase 1. The transcript is spliced from 8 exons. The coding region runs from base 123 to 2027 and encodes 634 amino acids. NCBI's taxonomy places the organism in Eukaryota, Metazoa, Arthropoda, Insecta, Hymenoptera, Vespidae. The record is from RefSeq and is a predicted model, not a curated record. Gene Ontology annotation, biological process: amino acid metabolic process. Gene Ontology annotation, molecular function: protein binding; asparaginase activity.
AGAGAGGGAGAGAGGAGAGAGUAUGGUGUUGAAACUAAGAAUUCAAUAACAGCAGCACGAUCGACUUAACUGUACGACUAAACGAUAUUUAUCAGUUUGUUAUAGUUCAUAAACGCGUCAACAUGUUAAGAUCUAUCAAGAAUGAGAAUGAUCAGAAAUUGUUUAUCGAUAUUGAUGACGAUCAAGCAACGGAAAUAAAUUCAAAUGAUAGUGAAAAAUAUUCUACCAAGGAAAAUGCCACGACGAGUGAGAUCAAGUCUGAAAGUCGAGUUCUUGUUUUGUAUACCGGUGGUACUAUAGGAAUGAUUAGAAAUGAAAGCGGAGUUCUGGUACCAAAAGCCAAUUCUUUUGUUAAUAAUUUACGACAAUUUUCUCAAAUGCAUGAUCGUGAUUAUGCCAAGCAAAUAUAUGGCAAAAUGGCUGACGAAAGUCCUUUGAUCUUACCGGUUAAAACAACGGAUAAUUGUCGUGUUAUUUAUGAGGUAUUAGAAUAUUCACCGCUUUGCGAUUCCAGUGAUAUGACUAUGGACGAUUGGAUUCUUAUUGCCAAUGAUAUCAAAAAAUACUAUAACGAUUUCGACGGAUUCGUAAUAUUACACGGAACAGAUACAUUGAGUUACACAGCAUCUGCCUUGUCAUUUAUGUUGCAAGAUCUCGAUAAGAUUGUUAUCUUGACUGGUUCUCAAGUUCCUAUAUUUGAUACGAGGAACGAUGGAGUAGAUAAUUUUCUUACAUCUUUGGUAAUAGCUGCAAAUUAUAAUAUACCGGAAGUAUGCGUAUUCUUUGGAACUAAUCUUAUGCGAGGAAAUCGUACCAGUAAAGUCUCAGCCACGUCCUUCGAUGCAUUUCACUCACCAAAUUUUCCGCCUUUGGCUACGGUCGGAAUAAAUAUAGAAGUCGACUAUCGUUUAACGAAAUAUCCUCAAGGUCCAGGAAAUUUUACGGUACAUUUGAAAUUGAAUCGAAACGUCGGUCUUUUACGACUUUUCCCUGGUAUUACUGCUGAUCUAGUCAAAGCAUUUCUUCAACCACCAACUGAAGGUGUUGUAUUGCAAACAUAUGGUUCUGGUAAUAUACCAAGCAAUCGGGAGGAUAUAUUGGUUGAAUUUCGUGAAGCUACACGACGUGGUAUUAUUAUCAUCAAUAUAACUCAAUGUACAACUGGUCGUGUAUCGGGUACAUACGAAGCAGGAAAAUUAUUAGAGGAAGCUGGUGUAAUAUCUGGUUAUGACAUGACGCCGGAAGCUGCUCUAACAAAAUUAGCUUACGUAUUAUCUAACAGUGAUUGGAAUGUAAAAAGAAAACGAAGAAUAAUGCAAAGCAAUUUGCGCGGUGAAUUAACAUCAAGUCAAUUACCAUUCAUGUUCGAAUCAGAUCUAGUUAAUGCCGUAGCGAGAUCAUUAAAAUUAUCCUCAAGAGCUGAAUUUCAAGAAUUGACCUCCAUACUUUUUCCUUCUAUGCUCAAUGCGGCAGUAGUUAAAUGCGAUAUAGACAAGUUAAAAUCAUUGAAGGAAUAUGGUGCUAACGUAUCACAAACAAACGUAGAUGGUCGAACUGCCCUGCACAUUGCUUGCUGUCAAGGAAAUUUAAAUAUUGUACAAGAACUAUUGAAAAUGGGCGCAAACGUUAAUAAAAAAGAUCGUUUUCAACGAACGCCACUCAUCGAAGCUAUUGAAAAUGAUCAUCGUGAGAUUAUCAACAUUUUAUUAGAACACGGUUCUAAACUCGAUAAAGAUAUUAUAGGAAAUAAAAUUUGUGACGUAGUUGGAUCUGGAAAUGCUAAACGUCUUCAAUCAUUUUUAAUCGCCGACCCUGACAUAUCCGAAAGAAAGGAUAUGUCUGGUAGAACGCCUUUGCAUUUAGCUGCGCUACAUAAUGACGUAACUAUUAUUAAAUUACUUUUAAAUCACGGAGCAAAUCCAAAAUCUAUUGACAUGAUCGGACACACACCGUUCGAUCUAGCAAAAUUAGUUGGUGCGGUCGAUGCAAUGGAAUCUCUUACACUUAACGACGACGUUAAUGAAUAAAAUUAAAUAAAUUAAUUUAUAUAAGAAUCACUUUAAACUUUCAACAUGAAGGUAUUAAAUAUUAUUGAUUAAUCAUUGUCACUUUUAACGCUAUAGUUGAUUUAUAAAAAAAUCAGAUUACCAUUGGUUACAUAUAUAUAUAUAUAUUCUUUUUUAUGAUUUUCUAUCACACAGUAAAAAUAUCACAGCGUAUGAUUUUUCGAUUUUAUCUUAAAAAAUAAAGCUAUAAAAAAAAAAGAAAAAGGAAAAAAAAAUUAUGAAUACAUUGAAAUUGAAAAAGUUAGUAAUGAAAAAAAUGUUUUGUUUUUUUCUCUUUUGGUGGCAAAAUAAAACAACAUCAAUUAUUAUAUUUUAUUCGUUUAAUUCCAUCGACAAUAUCACAAUAUCAAUAAUACAGACACAUUCUUUUGGAUGUAUGCGUUAUCUGUGACAAUCCAAUCCCCUGCCUCCUCCGGCAAAUUUUUUUUAUUUAUUUGUCUUACUUUGAUGCUAGUAUUUUUUUUUCUCUUUUUUUCUUCCUUUUUUUUUAAACAACACUAUAUUCUUAUUAUUUCUAUACUUCUAUCGAAAUAUAUAUUGUAUAUAUGCGAGUUCGUUCAUACGUUCAUAUCUGCAUAUCGCAUUAUAUGUAUAUUUUCAUAUGUAUUGAAGUGAUAGCCGGCUCUCUUUUUAUUUCGAGGAUGUUUGAAAUACAAUAUAAUGUAUCUGUGUAUAUAUAUAUAUAUAUAUAUAUAUACAUCGAUAAUUUAUUUAUUCAAUUUUUUUUCCUUCGAUAGAAUAUAUUUUCUUUGCAACAUAUAUUAGAUUAAUUUCACAAAAUACAUAAUCUCAUUGCAAUUAGUUUUUAUCGAAUGUUUUCAACGUGAAUAAAAAAAAAAAAAAAUUGUAUUUUUAUUUUAAAAAUUCUACGCUGUUAUAUUCUCAACUUUGGAAAAUAAAUGAGAUAAAAAAUAAACUUCUCUACUUUUUUUUCGCAUCUAACAACCUCGCGCAAGUAUUAAUCGAUAUAUUCCGUCAUCUCGUGAACAAAGAAUUUCAAUUAUAUAUAUAUAUAUAUUUUUUCUUUUUUAUUAUUAAAACAUUAAUCGUGGGUGGAACGUAUACCUGAGAACAAAAUAUAGGUAACACAAUACGACUAGUUGUUAGUUUCGUAACUAUACCGAUUUUUUUAAAUUAUACAGAUUCAUAAAAUCAAAGUAUAUAUAACGCACGAAUAUAUAAUAAUCAUAUAAUUCUUUCUGCAAAUAUGUAUCCAUUAAAUUUACGUAACUGAGUUGUUGUUCACAGAAAUGUUCUUCUAUAAUAAUAGGGCCAAAAGUUCCCAAGUGAUUUUUAAUAAAUCAAUCACUUCCUCUAUUUUUUUUUUUUCUUUUUUAGAUACUUCUCGGCCUAAUUUUAUUUUUAGAUUUUACAAACAAGAUCUUACAAGGUUUUGUAGUUUUAUAAUUCGAAAAGAAGAAAAAGAAAAUCAGACCAGAAAAUAACUACCAAAUGAUAAUUGAUUUUUAAAAUCAGAAAACUUAGAAACUUUUGUCACACCCUGUAUACCAUUAUAUUGAAUACUCUAAUAUCAUUACAUAUAUCUUAUAUUCGUUAACAUUUCAAUUUCAUCCCCUGUAAUAUAAUUUUGUCAAAACAAUAACAAAUAAAAAUAUUAGGCAGCACAGAAUAUAAUAUUGUCUUAAUAUUUAAUAAGAACUUCAUAUGUGUGUCUGUUUCUAUGUAUAUUUACAUCUUAUAUUAUCUUAAUAAUAAUGACUGCAAAACUACCAAUCUCAAAUCUCUACAAUUUAUUAUAUAUAUGUGUUUAUAUAUAUAUAUAUAUAUAUAUAACAUAUAUAUAUAUAUAUAUAUAUGUCAAUGUUCUUUCAUCAUUACUAUACAAAUAAAGAUGUAGAUAAAAAAAAAGAAAGAAGAAAAAAAGAAAAGAAAAAACAGAAAAGAAAAAAGAAUAUAUUGAUAUUUUAUUUAGAAAUCUUUAUAAUUUUUAUUUAAACAUAUUUUUAGAUAUCUAGUACACAAAAUGUGGUAUAUGUAUAUAUAUAUGUAUAAAUAUAUGUAUAUAUAUGUAUGUAUAUAUAUAUGUAUGUAUAUAUAUGUAUAAAUAUAUGUAUAUAUAUAUAUAUGUAUAUACAUAUACCAAAUAGAUUAUUUUAUUAUCUGUUACAAUUGAUACUUUGUAUUUUUAAAUAAAUUGUUAUCUGAAAUAAACAAAUAAUAAUAUGUAUAUCACGAGCUCUUAUCAUUGAUUCAUAAUAACUUAAUCAAUGUAUGGUCUUACCAUUGCAAUUUAAGAUUUUCUAAUCGUGCAAUAUAAUAUUGAUUGAUACUUGGUCGAAGUUCAAUCAAUUAAUAAGAGCCAAAAUAUCAAGAUAACAAUGAUAAACAUAAUGAACGAAUUUAAAGAAAAAAUAA